AUUGCGCGUCUCCAAUGUCUUGUUAUCUCGCUUUUCGUUCUCACCACCAGGUCGUCGUCUCCUCCUUCCCCUUCUGCAAGCCUUCAUUCCGAAAACCCUCCUUCUUCUCCACCAUCUCCCAAACCAAAACCCUAACCCUAGAUGCCCAUCCAUUCAACCAUGGUCCGACUCUUCGCCACGUUCACCCUCCUCCCCUGCCGCCACCGCCCGAUUGGCGCAUUGACCGGGAGAGCUUCACCCGUUCCUUCGAUAUCGCUGCCCUGCGAGUCCCCGCGGCUGAGUGUUCCUCGCUUGAGCGCCGACUCCGAGGCCACCUCCUCAACUGGCCACGUGUGCGCAACAUCGCCCGUGUCCCUGGCGACGACCUCGACCCUGAGCUCAAGAAGCUUAUGCGGAGCUCGGAAGGGGAUGGUGGGGAUCGGCUUCGAUCGUUGGCUAAGCGUGUGGACGGGGAAUCAGAUGGUGACGAGGAGCAUCGCUUGAGCCCGGUGCUGUAUAGGGAGAAGCUCGUGAAGGACUUCAACUGUCGGGGGUUUUUAAAUUUCAGGAAUCUCGCGAAGAUGUCGAGGCCGAAGAAGAAGAAGAAGAACAGUCUGAAGAAUGGGAAAGAAGAGGGACUGGAAGUGAAGUGUGGAGUGGGGAAGAAUGAUUUCUAUGCUGUGGAAGUUGUUGGAGAUGGUGGUGUUGGAGAAGAGGAAGAUAUGAGCGGUUUGCUUGGAGUGGGUUUUGGACCAGGGAGGUGGAGAGGUCCGACGAGGCUGUUGCUGUUGGAUGAGCGAUUUGCGAAAAAAGGAGCAGAUGAACUGCCGAACGCUGUCAAGGCUGUGCUAGAAGGGUGUGCUACGCGGGAGAAGCUUUCAGUUGCUGAGCUUGUGCAAUGCCACCUGACCUUAUUUUAUGAUUAUUGGCAGAUGAAUGAGCUUCUUGAGGCCCUGCUCCCUGAGGAUAUGGUUGUUCCAACUGGUUUUGAAACAGUAGGGCACAUUGCACAUCUAAAUUUGAGAGAUGAGCAUCUGCCAUAUAAGAAUCUCAUUGCUCAGGUAGUCUUGGAUAAGAAUAAGCCAAAGAUACAGACGGUUGUUAAUAAAAUGGAUGCUAUCCACAAUGAAUACAGAACAAUGCAGCUUGAAGUGUUGGCUGGCAACCAUUCUCUUGUUACAACAGUUAUUGAGAAUGGGUAUCGCUUUCAAGUUGAUUUAGCUACUGUUUACUGGAACUCUAGGUUGGGAUCUGAGAGAAUAAGGCUUGUUGAUUGCUUCAUGGGCUCUGACAUAGUUUGUGAUGUAUUUUCUGGUGUUGGUCCUAUAGCUAUUUCUGCAGCAAAGAAAGUGAAGCAUGUCUAUGCCAAUGAUCUAAACCCUAUUGCAGUAGACUAUCUUGAAAGAAAUGUGGUUCUCAACAAGCUUGACAGAAAAGUUCAGGUUUUCAACAUGGAUGGCAGGAGGUUUAUUAGCACUGUUUUUGCCGGACAAAAUCGUCAUCCUAUCACACAAGUCGUCAUGAAUUUGCCGAAUGAUGCUGUGGAGUUUCUUGAUGUUUUCCAAGGUAUCUUGGGAAGUAAACUCAAGAAGGAUAAUUGCCAUCUACCAAAGAUUCAUAUCUAUGGCUUUUCCAAAGCAGAAAAUCCAGAGUUUGACUUCCAUGAGAGGAUCAACAAGGUCUUGUGUGACAAGGUGAUAGAGAUUGAUAUGCACAGAGUCCGACUUGUUGCGCCUGGAAAAUGGAUGCUGUGCGGAUCAUUUAUUUUGCCACCAAGUAUUGCUUUUGCGGAUUAACUGGUCCUUUUCAAUCUAUAAUUUUGCAUGGAUAUGUGGAUUCAUCAUGAUCUUAAUUGGCUACAUUGGCAAUCUUAUGCUAUGUUGGUGACAACUAGAUUUCAUACAUUAUUAAAGCCAAUGCCACAUCCCGCAUGGAAGGCUUCAUAAAGCAUUUUCAUUUUUUUUUUUUUUUUGGUUGUAACUUUUACCCCCUUGGCACCUACCCGGCCUGUACUAGAAUUCUUUCCACUCUGUUAAAGUUUUUGUUCUUGUUUGUAAAAUUAGCAUGCUUCUAUCCUUUUAUAGUGUAAAGGUGAUGCACUGUGUGCCUGACCUCACCCAGGAACCUGUGAGCUUGUCAAGGCCUUAUAUGUUAAUAAUUGUUACUAUCUUGGGGUUGCUAUUGCUAUUCAUCCUCAAACUCUGCAAUGUUGGCACGCCUGCAAAGUAGAAAUAAACUCACCAACUCCCUCUCUAGCAUUAUGCGCGUGUAUCUGCUUUCUUUACAGCUAAGCUUUCUCUACCUGGAAAAUCCCCAGCCCUCCAUUUUGCCUGGGCUUAAUAUAAUGCAAGAAAAAGCCUCAUAUUCACAAUUCCUUUUCUGGAAUCCUCAGCAGUGGAGGCAG
This is a messenger RNA of Dioscorea cayenensis subsp. rotundata (Guinea yam), 2383 nucleotides long. RefSeq names its product tRNA (guanine(37)-N1)-methyltransferase 1-like. Lineage: Eukaryota; Viridiplantae; Streptophyta; Magnoliopsida; Dioscoreales; Dioscoreaceae. Gene Ontology annotation, cellular component: cytoplasm. The record is from RefSeq and is a predicted model, not a curated record. Gene Ontology annotation, biological process: tRNA N1-guanine methylation.